AUGAGGUCGCCCUGGACACCCCCAUGGGUAUUAUCAUCUGUUCAGAGAAGUGCACAGCUGCGAAGCGAAGUCCAAGUUGUGGUGGCUGAGGGACCAUCCCCAACCAGACAGGAGGUACUGGGGAAUGAUGCGGACCUACACAGCCAAGAAGAGGUCACAGGUGGACAGAUGCUCAGUAGCAUUCAGAUGGAUACCAUCAAUGCCCUCCUGUGGGAUACUGCUGAGCGAGUCAAGAAGCAACAGCGGAGGGCUCACCAGGGUUAUCUAGUUUCUGGUCCCAGUACCUUCGUCAUCAACCACACCAUGACUGGGGAUGAGGGUUUUGAGGAGGACAAGGAUGCUUUAGGGGAGGACAAGGAUGCUUUAGGGGAGGACAAUGAUGUGGUUAGCCCAGAACACAUGGCCAGUCAUGAGGAUGCACAGGGAUUCACUGUGGGAAAACCCCCAGGGAAGUCCACAUAA
This is a messenger RNA of Pisolithus orientalis, 462 nucleotides long. RefSeq lists its product as uncharacterized. The transcript has 3 exons. Lineage: Eukaryota; Fungi; Basidiomycota; Agaricomycetes; Boletales; Pisolithaceae. The coding region runs from base 1 to 462 and encodes 153 amino acids. The record is from RefSeq and is a predicted model, not a curated record.